UAAAACACAAUGGGCAUUCGAUUGGAAGCUGAACUAUAUGUUAACAGCUCCAGCAAAACUUACCUCUGAAAUUUCAUGGCAACCUUUCUUCAGAAAUCAUUUCUGGCAAAAUCUCAAUAUUCCUUCUUUUUGUUUCAAUAUGAUGCUCCAUCUUCUAUUUUCUUCUCAGUAUUCUUCUACCCCAACCCUUAAUUGUUAUUCAGCAAAGUAUCUGCAUUUACUUCCCACCAGCCACUUGAGAACACAGAAUCGUUACAUUUCUAUGCUCCAAAUUUGCUCAAUUCUCAAUGCUUGUAAGAACCUUCGAACUCUCAAGCAAGUCCAUGCAUCCUUAACGGUUUCAUACGGCCAUAGUCUCAGUGCUGUUAUUGUUUCCAAGUUGACGCCUCUAUAUGUAAAGUUUGAUGAUAUUCACAACUCUGUUUCGCUUCUCAGCUCUUUACAAAAACCUUGUACGUAUCACUGGAACUGGUUGUUAAAGGCCUGUGUUGAUUUGGGACUGGCUGAACCUGCGUUUUAUGUUUACAAUCAAAUGAGAGAAAAGGGUGUCUUGCAUGAUAGUUAUACGUUUCCAAUAAUAAACAGGGCCGUGGCGUUGAGUUUUGGUAAUUAUUGGUAUGGGAAAUUGAUUCAUUGUUUGGCUUUUAAAAUGGGUUAUGAUUUGGAUGUUUAUUUCUGCAAUACAUUGAUUGAGAGUUAUACAAAGAGUGGGGGGCUUGUUGACGCUUUUCAGGUGUUUGAAGAAAUGCCUCAAAGAGAUUUGGUUUCUUGGACUUCGAUGAUUUCUGGGUUUGUUUCUGAAGGUGAUGGUGUUGAAGCAUUUAGAUUGUUCAGAGAGAUGCAGAAAGAGAUCCACCCCAAUUCAGUGACGAUGAUAGUGCUUUUGAAAUCUUGCUUAAGCUUUGUUGAAUUUAUACAGGUUCAUUGUUGUGUUAUAAAAAAUGGACUCUUGGUUGACCUGUCUAUUAAGAAUUCCAUUUUGAAGAAUUAUUCUAGUUUUUUUAGUGUCAAUGAAGCAGAGGCUCUUUUUGGUGAAAUUGAGAGCCCAGAUGUUGUUGCUUGGAACAUUAUGAUUUCCUUGUAUUCCUCUAGAGGAGAGAUUGUGAGAAUGAUAGAUUGUUUUCAUAAAAUGUGGGCUGAAGUGGAACCCAGCGUUGAGACUUUAACUACAAUGAUUUCUGGGCUUGCAAAUGGUGGGAAUCUUUCCCAAGGUUGUGAAAUACAUUGUUUUUCUCUAAAAAGUGGACUCAUGGAUGGUAUCUUGAAAAGUUCUUUGUUGAAUUUUUAUGCCAAGUGUUGUGAGCUGGAGAGAUCAAUUAAGUUAUUCAAUGAGAUAACUUGCAAAAACUGUAUAGUUUGGAGUGCUAUGAUGACUGGUUUCAUAGAAAAUGGGCAUUUUGAAGAGGCUGUUGAAUUAUUCCUGAAAAUUUUAGUUGCUGGAGACAAACCUGUUUAUGAAAACCUAGAGAACCUUGUUAUUGCUUAUACUAGCAUGGGCGCUUUGCAACUGGGCAAAGGAGUUCAUGGAUACCUUGUGCGGAAUUUGUUUUAUACAUUUGAUGGGGGAAAUUCUCUAAUGACCUCAAUCUUGAACAUGUAUAUAAAAUGUGGUAACAUCUCCACUGCAAGAACUUGUUUUGAUAGAAUGGUAUCAAGAGAUGUUGUAAUGUGGACAUCAAUGAUAGAGGGCUAUGGAACCCAUGGACUUGGUUCUGAAGCUCUGCUUUUGUUCCAUGACAUGGUAGAGGAAGGAACUAAUCCGAAUAGUAUAACUUUUUUAAGCUUAUUGUCUGCUUGUAGUCACUCUGGCCUUUUGACAGAAGGUUGUGAAAUCCUUCACUCUAUGAAAACAAGGUUCAAUGUUGAACCUGAUUUGAAUCAUUACACUUGUGUUGUUGAUCUACUGGGGCGGUCAGGCAAGGUCAAAGAGGCCUUAACUAUGAUACUGAAACUGGUAGUUUUACCGGACAGCAAGAUCUGGGGGGCUCUCCUUUCUGCUUCCCAAGUGCAUAACUAUCAGAAAGUUGCAGAAUAUGCUUGUUGCAGACUCAUGGAAAUGGAUCCUGAUAAUGCUGGUUACUACACUCUGUAUAGCAAUGUUCAAGCUAGUGCUGAAAGGUGGGAUGAAGUUGAAGACAUAAGAAGUGCUAUGAAAGAGAAGUUUUUAGUAAAGAAGCCAGGGUGGAGCUGCAUAGAAGCUGGAGGAUUGCUCCAUGGUUUUGUUUCAGGUGAUAGAUCACAUCCUCAAAUGGAGGAAAUACAUGAAGUGCUAAUGUCUUUUAAGUAGAAAAAUCAAGCUUGUCUCUGAACAACCAUCAUGAACAUGGCUAUCUGAGUAUCUGUCAUCCAAUGGAGUCCUGGCAUCUAGCAUAUGCUGCAUCUCAUGGGUUUUCUUGUAACUAUAGAUCCACCAUGCAGGUUGACAUUCUAUGACUAAGAGUCACUAGGUACUGAUUAUGAAAAUCAUCAGACAGAAUCUAUUUGCAAGAUCGAGUUUGCCAUUAUUGGAGAUUGAUGGGCGUUGAAGAGAAAGAAAUGAGUAAUAUAAUGGACACGAGUGCUUUCCGGGGUGGAUUUGCAGUUUCUUUGAACACAUGAUCAUCUGGGUGAUGAUUGUAGUUCCUAUAUGUAUGAACAAUACCCUGUCUGCCAUUUAUGACUAUGGUCUGAUAUGCACCUUUCAUAAAAGGUGUGUGCCAAUUUCAACAUAUCCAUGGUCACAUGAUCGUUUGCAUGCCAACUAUCUAUAUUCUCAAUAUAGAAGUUGUGAAGAAGGUUGUUUGCUUGAACUCUUGAAGAUCUCAUAGUGGAGGCUGACAUAUUCGACGACUUCUGGCAAGCUUUGUUCUCUAAAUGGAUGUGGAAACUAUCAAUUGUCCAAUUAGUGUUUUAUAGUGCAUUAUUCAAAAGCAAAUCUUCCCAUCCCCAGAACCAAUGAAGUGUGAGGGUUUUCAAAACAAGCAGAAAAACAAUAUACCAUUGUUGGUUCAGCAGCUCGAAGUUGAUCUCAAUAAAAUGUCAGGGUUUGAUUAUUCAAGAAUCAAGAUGAAGAACUCAUCAUAUCUAGAAUAAGAGAUUUCGCUCCAUAGUUUCAUAGGGAUGUAUGCCCUGUUUCAUUUUCCAGAAGAUGAUUGAAGGAAAACUGAACCAGUCUUUGAAAGUUUAUUGUCCCACCAGAUAUCAACUGUUUGGUUGAUUAUUUGAUAAUCAAAUUUUCUUUCUCCUGUAUGCAGAUGUCUAUAUAUGUUAUAUCUUUCUAGCCAAUUUAUCCCUCAGUGUCAAUCUGUGAGUGAUAGAAUCUGUUGUUUCAGAGAGAAGAAUAGACAGCUAAAUUUUUGUCCUCAUAAUUUUGAAACAAAUUUGUAAUAUAUAAUAAUUUCUUCAUCCUAUAAAGAAAACAAAAUUCAUGUCA
Molecule: messenger RNA, 3412 nt
Organism: Ipomoea triloba (trilobed morning glory)
Lineage: Eukaryota; Viridiplantae; Streptophyta; Magnoliopsida; Solanales; Convolvulaceae
Product: pentatricopeptide repeat-containing protein At4g35130, chloroplastic-like
Exons: 7
Coding region: 38-2287 (749 amino acids)
Biological process (GO): RNA modification
Molecular function (GO): protein binding; RNA binding
Source: RefSeq, a predicted model, not a curated record